AUGAACGGAAGAAGGUGGAAUGUGGGACACGGAGAAGACUAUAAGAGAGAGCAGAGUACCCGGCCAUCGUCCAGUCUUCAUGUUCGGUGUGGUGGAUUAAAGCGACGCACAUGUGAUUCGUUUUUAUAGUCUUUUUUCGGUUGUUCAACUUCGAUCCAACUAGGACUAGGACUAGGAUAGCUGAGGAUAGCUGAGGACCCCGCCUGGAUUGGAAUAUUGUGGCAUUCAAAAUGCAGCUGCGGUUUCAUCUGAUAGCUAGUGUUGUUGUUGUGAGUGUGAUAGCAAUAUCACUGGCGAACUGUGAAAUAGACGACAAGGAUGAUCGUUCAGUGCAAUCAGUGAGGGUGAAGCGGGAGCCUCCCCAUGUGGUGAGGGUGCAGAGGAACCAGAGAAGGCAUCGCAACGCGCCCAUCUCACGCUACGGACCACCCCCGCCCAAAUACGGCCCACCAAAGCAAUCCUAUGGACCACCACAGAGGAAGUACGGGCCACCAGGAAAACCAGCACCCAAGUACGGGCCACCGAAACCCAAAUACGGGCCACCCAAGCCAAAGCCUGUUUAUGGACCACCAAAGCCCAAGUACGGGCCACCCAAACAUAAGCCCAAGCCCAAGUAUGGACCACCCAAGCCAGUCUAUGGGCCACCAAAACCUGUGUAUGGACCUCCAAGGAAGGUAGGCAAGGGAGCAAGCAGACCCAAACCCAAGUAUGGACCACCCAAGCCUCAGUAUGGUCCACCACCUAAGCCUGUAUAUGGACCACCUCCAAAAACCAGUUACGGCCCACCAGCCAAUUCGUACGGAGUACCUCAACACAACACAUUCAAUGACAUCUCAUUUGCUUCUGAUUCGUACACGGCACCUUCAUCCUCAUUCAAAGGCCCCAAACCAAUUCCACUCUCCAACCCAGGCACUUUUGAUGCUUCAUUACAACACAAUAACAACAAUAACAAUUUCCAACAGUACAACAACAACUUCAAUGUCCCAGCCACAAAUUAUGACCAACCUAAACAACAGCAGUCAUCAUAUGUUAUACCAUCAACAAGCUAUGGAGUGCCAACCAACAACUUUGUCUCACCCAACAGCUUCGCACCUCAACAACAGCAGCAACACACUCCUGGCCUUCUCGAAAACCAGCCGGCAGCAACUUCAUACAUGAACAUUUACAAAUCCCAAAACCCAACCAACUCAUACGGCACACCAGUUCCCACUGAUGCUUACGGUGCACCAAUCUAUGGGAAGAACACAGCAAACUUCGAUUCAUACACAGCAGCUGCCUCAAACCAACAACCAUCUUACCACAGCUUGAUGUCACAGCAGCAGCAGCAACAGCAGCAGCAACUCUACCAGGGAAGUCAGGACCAGGAGAACAGCGCUAGUCAGCAGAGUGUGGUGUAUCAAAGGCAACAGCAGGCAGCUGAUGACAUCAUGGUGGCUGCCACACACAGUCAGAUGUAUGGUGCCACACACGACCAGCAGAUGGCUAUGAACAAGCGAGCCAGUGUCUACUCGUACCCACUGACAUCUGCAGGCGACUCCUCAGACAGCAGUUCGACCGUCAUCACCUCCGACCAGAGUUCAAGCUCCUUCCAGGCCCCCAGCCAGACAUUUGGGUUUGUGCCAUACAGUUCUGGAUCCUCACAGUACGACGACCAGAAUGGAACCAAUCCUCCAACAGCAACCGCUGUGCUAACUGCCAGCUACUAUGACUCAGCACAGCAGCCAUCAAGUUCCUCAUCUAUUACCACUUCACUAGCAUCAGGAUCAUCUUCAUCAUCAGUAAGGUCAUCAGCAUCAAUACGAUUUCCAAGCGAUUCUGAAGAGACUGUUUGAGAGUUGAUAUGCUCAUUUGUUUUGGAAAGUCAUACAAUUGAUUAUAAAUGAUGGCAUAAGUUGUAAAGCAAUACUUGGUAGACCAAUAAGUAGCAUCAAUAUAUGUUGAUUAAUGCAUGUUGAAACUCUUCUAAACUAUCAUUUAAAGUAUACAUUUCUAUGAUCAAGACAUUAAUCAAAUUGAAUUGAUGCAAUUUAUAGAGGUUUAUGUAGAGCUAAAGACAAUUCCAAUACUUUAAAUCUCCAUGAUGAGGAGAAAAUAAUUGGUAGUAUAGAUCAGAAGACUUGAAAGAUCAAUACAGUACUAGCGUUAUUUUCAAGAAGGAAAACGUUUUCAAAGCUUACGAUGCCAGUAUAUAUGAAACCAUUAUCGCUCAAGUUAAAAUAACUGUUGAACUUGCAGUGAUUAAUUUAUUUAUUCCUAGCUAAUUAUAAUCAAUUAGUUGUCCAUGUGCAAUCAACCUUUUGUAAAUAGUUUUCUACGUAAUAAAGAUUUCAUAUCCUAUAAAUAUAAAACAUCUUGAACGACUGAAAAUAAAACAUCAACUUACAUUAUUAUUAUUUCUUAAAAAUGUAUUUAUCCUAUGUUCAAGGUAGUUUAGCAUAACGUGUGCUAGUUUGAGCAGUUCCUCUAGUUUGAGUUUUGAGGAUUUUUCUGAUCUCUAGGAAUACCAUAAUACUUGUUGAUAGAAGAGGAUCAUUCUUGAAUCAGAUUUUUAAAUAAAUUCGAAUACAAUAGGUUAGAUGUAUCAGAUUACUGUACUCAGUAAUUACUACUACUCUAUUACAAUUAUUAUUAUUAUUACUUUACAGAAAUCAUAAACUAAUAUUACACUUUUAUUGAAAAUUAAGGAUUCAGUAAGGUAAGAGUUAAAAAUCAAGUACACAUUGAAGUUCAUGAUAAAAUGAGCAUUGAAUAGACUAUAAAUUGUUUGUUUACUUUUUGGCCAAUUUAUAUAAAAAAUAAUGUUAAAAUAAUACCAAUACCGUACGAAAUUGGCUUGCUACUGUCACAAUACUAUUUAUAGAAAACGUUCAAUUUGUGAACGACUGAAGUAUCCUAAUUUAUUGUUGUUAUUGAAUUGUAAAUAUAUUUGAAAUGAAAAAAAUUAUGAAAUAUUUAUAA
This is a messenger RNA of Nilaparvata lugens (brown planthopper), 2958 nucleotides long. Its product is annotated as alpha-protein kinase 1-like. The record is from RefSeq and is a predicted model, not a curated record. Lineage: Eukaryota; Metazoa; Arthropoda; Insecta; Hemiptera; Delphacidae. The transcript is spliced from 2 exons. Bases 231 to 1832 code for a protein of 533 amino acids.